This is a messenger RNA of Myxocyprinus asiaticus (Chinese sucker), 1832 nucleotides long. RefSeq names its product 3-hydroxyacyl-CoA dehydrogenase type-2-like. Bases 142 to 924 code for a protein of 260 amino acids. Gene Ontology annotation, cellular component: mitochondrion. Gene Ontology annotation, molecular function: estradiol 17-beta-dehydrogenase [NAD(P)+] activity. Lineage: Eukaryota; Metazoa; Chordata; Actinopteri; Cypriniformes; Catostomidae. Gene Ontology annotation, biological process: androgen metabolic process; fatty acid metabolic process; estrogen metabolic process. The record is from RefSeq and is a predicted model, not a curated record. The transcript has 6 exons.
UCCUGUAACAUUGUCAAUCAAAUUAACUGUAGCCAAUCGCCUUUAAGAGGGCGUUGUUUUAUCCGUGUUUCUGAUUGGCCCGGAGCGUUCAUUUGCCGUCGCGCUUUGACGUCGCCACUGGUUCCCUAGCAGCGUGUGAAUAUGGCGAACAUCAGAAGCGUCAAGGGUAUGGUGGGUCUGGUGACUGGAGGGGCUUCUGGUUUGGGGAGAGCUACUGUGGAGAGGCUCAUCAGCCAGGGGGCCAGUGCUGUGAUCCUAGACUUGCCCAGUUCUGAUGGACACAAGUUGGCUGCUGCUCUUGGCGACUGCUGUGCAUUUGCUCCAGCUGAUGUCACAUCGGAGUCAGACGUGAGAUCGGCUGUGGAUUUGGCCAAGGAGAAGUAUGGCAAGCUGGACUUAGCGGUGAACUGUGCUGGAAUUGCUGUGGCCGUGAAAACGUACAACUUUAAAAAAGACCUUCCCCACAGCCUGGAAGACUUCACCCGAGUUAUCACCGUGAACAUCGCUGGAACAUUUAAUGUGAUCAGACUUGCUGUAGGUGAGAUGGGAAAAAAUGAGCCUGAUGCAGAUGGACACAGAGGCUGUAUCAUCAACACAGCCAGUGUUGCUGCUUUUGAUGGGCAGGUGGGCCAGGCUGCAUACUCUGCUUCUAAGGGUGGGAUUGUGGGCAUGACUCUCCCCAUUGCACGGGACCUUGCACCAAUGGGGAUCCGUGUAGUCACCAUUGCCCCAGGUCUGUUCUCCACACCGCUGCUAGCAGGAUUACCCGAGAAGGUGCGAAACUUCUUGGCCCGGCAGGUGCCUUUCCCCUCACGUUUGGGAGAUCCAGCUGAGUAUGCACACCUUGUGACUGCAAUAGCAGAAAACCCUAUGAUCAACGGCGAGGUGAUUCGCUUGGACGGAGCCAUCCGCAUGCAACCUUGAAGGAAGAACUGGGAAAAAAGGAACAGAGUGGAGAAACUUGAAGUGUGUCUUUUCGUAACAUUGAAAUACCCAAUACCGGCCUGUGACUAAAGAACUGAUAUGUAUUAAGCAUUUUCAGUAUAAUGCUGUAAAAAAUGCCUGGAUACUUUGUAUCAGAAAGAAAGUGCUUCCAUUCUGAGUGCUUUUUUUUUUUUUUUUUUUUAAACCACUGGAAGUUUUUACACUCUUGAGGUAUUAAUGUACUGACCCUUAUGUGCCUCUGAGGUACUGUGGUCUAAUGACUGUUCAUUUACAUGCAGAUUAAACAUGUCCCCGUAAUUAUGGCUUGAAGAUAUAGAUCAGGCCUUUAGACUAGACUUGAUAUAUGUCUGUGAGAUGUCUGAAGUGUUUUGAUAUUAAACAGAAGGAGAGUUCUAGUCAUUAAUGUUGAGUGGUUCUGUAUCUAUUGAAUGGUUUGUCUUUUGUGUAAAAUAAAGUAUGUAAAGCACAACAGGAUGAGUUAAAAUAAAUUAAUUUUUUCAGUUGUAGACAUGCUCAGGAAUCAUUGUAGCAGACUGAAAACAAAGCUCCAGGCAAGGUGGUGAAUAAGAAAUGAUUUGCCACCACAUUGUAAACUCACUUUUAAAUUGUAUGAUUCAUACUCAAACAUUCUGUUCCCUUUUUCUCUUGCUGUUAAAGAAGCAUUUUCUGAGAAGUGUAUAGUAAUAUUUCUGAUAAUGUACAAAUAAUACCCAUUAUUUUUAAAGUGUAAACUAAAUUCUAACUUUGAGCCAUUUUGUUUAACUUGAAACUAGUCAAUAGGUUGACCAAUAGAUGGCAGAAUUGAGCUUGUAUUUAGGGACAUUUCACAAAUGGCCUUGUGAUUGUAGUAUAUUAUGCAUUAAAUGAGAUUAUGACUAUGAAAUGAA